Molecule: messenger RNA, 1015 nt
Organism: Numida meleagris (helmeted guineafowl)
Lineage: Eukaryota; Metazoa; Chordata; Aves; Galliformes; Numididae
Gene: C1QB
Product: complement C1q B chain
Exons: 3
Coding region: 153-887 (244 amino acids)
Molecular function (GO): protein binding
Source: RefSeq, a predicted model, not a curated record
CUUUCACAACUAUCCUCGCAGCAAACUUCUGCUUUCCCUUAGGGUCAUUUCCAAGCAGGACACCAGUGUGUCCCGCUCUAUUUCCCAUACCGUGCAACGAGAAGCUCACGGUAGGAAGGCUGAGCCCCAGCUCCCUCACGCAGGAAAACAAAAUGCAGACCUUGUGGGUGAUGUUGAUCUGCCUCGCUGGAGGGCAGCUGGCAGGAGCCACACUCUGCAAGACGUAUGGCACCAUCCCAGGCAUCCCGGGGUCACCAGGCCAACCUGGCAUCAAUGGCAGAGAUGGGGAGAAUGGUCCGAAGGGAGAGCAAGGUCCUCCUGGACUUGUGGAGUAUGAACAAGACGUCGGUGAGAAGGGAGACCCAGGAGAACCAGGAUAUCCUGGGAAGGUUGGCCCCAGGGGGCCACCAGGUUCAAAGGGGCUGCCGGGUCCCAUGGGACCCCCUGGUCCCCAGGGAGACACCGGUGACUACAAGGUCACCCUCAAGUCUGCCUUCUCUGCUGCCAGGACCAUCACCUUCUUCCCACGCCGGGAGCAGCCCAUCCGCUUUGACCGCAUCAUCACCAAUGAGAACAGGCACUACGAGAACCGGUACGGACGCUUCACCUGCCAGGUCCCUGGUAUCUAUUACUUUACCUACCACAUCACGUCCAAAGGCAACCUGUGUCUCAGAAUGAAGAAGGGACGGGGUGGAAGCAAGGCCGAGAAUGUGGUGACCUUCUGCGACUACGUGCAAAGCAGUUACCAGGUCACCACGGGAGGUGUGGUGCUCAGGUUGGAGGCCAGUGAGUCUGUCUGGCUGGAGCCAACAGAGAAGAACUCUGUCGUGGGGAUUGAAGGGGCUGACAGCAUCUUCUCUGGGUUCCUGAUCUACCCUGAGGUUUAGUCGCUGUCUGUCCCCUACUGAGAGGCAAGAUCUCCACUUGGAAUGACUCUUAGCUCCAGAUUUGGUGCCCUAAGUGUGUUGUGUCCACAUUAAAUGACAGCUCCUUGUGCCACUGCUGAUUCCUAGAA